Rhincodon typus (whale shark) is the source of this 849-nucleotide messenger RNA. Its product is annotated as long-chain-fatty-acid--CoA ligase ACSBG2-like. Gene Ontology annotation, molecular function: long-chain fatty acid-CoA ligase activity. Gene Ontology annotation, cellular component: membrane; endoplasmic reticulum. The coding region runs from base 1 to 849 and encodes 282 amino acids. The transcript has 7 exons. NCBI's taxonomy places the organism in Eukaryota, Metazoa, Chordata, Chondrichthyes, Orectolobiformes, Rhincodontidae. The record is from RefSeq and is a predicted model, not a curated record.
AUGACUUCUGUCAUCACUUACAGCACACAGACUUCUAAUGCUGCAGUCACACUGGAUUAUGGUUCUCCACGAGAUAUAGAGGUUGAUGAAUCGGACUUUGAUAAAAUGUCAAAGGAAGAAGUUUCUGAUAAAAGAGAUGUACUACAGAUAGUUACACAGAGUUUUGUCUCAACUGGUCCAGGCUUUUAUACCACCAGAAGAGAUGGUGAGGCCAAACUGAGAUUGGAUGAUCCUGAUUCUUCAGAACGGCCACCAGUGACUGUCCAUCAGACGUUCGUGGAGUCUGUUAGAAAGUAUGGGGACUACAUGGCCCUCGCAUCAAAGAAUGGCGAAAACUGGAAGAAGCUAACGUUCAAGCAGUAUUACAAUGAAUGUAGAGAUGCUGGAAAAAGCUUUCUGAAGCUUGGACUCCAACGUUUCCAUGGUGUUGGAAUUCUGGGUUUCAAUUCUCCAGAGUGGUUCAUUGCGAAUAUCGGAGCAAUCCUGGCAGGUGGAUUGGCCGUCGGAAUCUACGCUACAAACUCUCCUGAAGCCUGUCAAUAUGUAGCAAGUGACAGUGAAGCUAAUGUUUUGGUCGUAGAGAACAACAAACAACUACAGAAGAUCUUGCAGAUUCAGGAUCAGCUUCCCCACCUAAAAGCAAUUGUACAGUACAAGGAUGAACUGAAGGAGAAGAGGCCAAAUCUUUACACUUGGAUGGAGUUCAUGCAGCUUGGGAAAGAUGUACCAGAUUCUCAACUUGAUGAGAUCAUUGCUUCCCAGAAACCGAAUCAGUGUUGCACACUCGUUUACACUUCGGGGACCACUGGACCGCCAAAGGGAGUCAUGCUGAGCCACGAUAAUCCCUAA